This is a messenger RNA of Enterospora canceri, 624 nucleotides long. Lineage: Eukaryota; Fungi; Microsporidia; Enterocytozoonidae. The record is from the annotation of a GenBank genome assembly.
AUGAGCAAUAAAAUAGAACGGGUUACAGACAUCCAGAAGUUGCUUGUUGGGAUAUUGGAGGAAUACAGUGGUAAGGAAGCCAAUAUUAUGAUAGCAGGUGGCAGUUUGUGCACUGUACUGGCGUCCAGUUCCAUUUCAAAGAUGGAUACAGAAAAGUGGUCUAUUUUUUAUUCAGAUGAAAGGUGUGACCAAAGCAAGUUGAACUAUUCUGAGAGCACUGAAUUUCUCAAUUUAUUAAGCAUAAAGACAAAAGUGAAUAGGAUUGAUUCAUUGAGUAAGAGAGGGGCAGAGGAGUACAACGACCUUCUGAAGAAGACAAGGAUAGACCUGGCUCUUCUUGGAAUAGGAAAUAACGGUCACAUCUGCUCAAUUUGGCCAAAUUCACCAGAAAUGGACUCAGGGGAGUAUUGUAUCAAGGUGGAGGUAGACGAUGAACUGCGUGAUCAUAUUACAGUAACAAUAAAGUACCUGAAUGAGUCAGUGAAUAGAAUCUGCUUCAUACUGGCCAAAAAGAACAAUAAGGAAAAAAGCAUAAACAAACCUGACAAAAGUAUCCAGUUGACUAGGCCAUAUGAAGUAUACAAGGAAAUAACAAACAAGAACAGUGAUGCAUAUCUUGAGUAA